This is a messenger RNA of Betta splendens (Siamese fighting fish), 9421 nucleotides long. RefSeq names its product APC regulator of WNT signaling pathway 2 (gene apc2). The transcript is spliced from 14 exons. Gene Ontology annotation, cellular component: cytoplasmic microtubule; beta-catenin destruction complex; catenin complex. The record is from RefSeq and is a predicted model, not a curated record. NCBI's taxonomy places the organism in Eukaryota, Metazoa, Chordata, Actinopteri, Anabantiformes, Osphronemidae. Bases 127 to 7593 code for a protein of 2488 amino acids. Gene Ontology annotation, biological process: negative regulation of canonical Wnt signaling pathway; regulation of cell differentiation; Wnt signaling pathway. Gene Ontology annotation, molecular function: microtubule binding; gamma-catenin binding; beta-catenin binding.
CCCUCCCGCCAUGUCUCCCUCACCCUUCACUGACUUCCUCCCUCCCUCCCUGACUCCAUCUCUCUCUCCCUCUCUCUCAGUGAUCUUCAGCUUUACCGUCAUGAGGGGGCGUCGCAGGGUCUGAAGAUGGCCAACGCCAUGGCUUCCUACGACCAGCUGGCCCACCAGGUGGAGGCGCUCCGUAAGGAGAACUCCCACCUGAGGAGGGAGCUGGAGGAUAAUUCCCACCACCUGUCAAAGCUGGAGACGGAGACGUUCGGCAUGAAGGAGGUACUGAAGCAGCUGCAGAGCAAGCUGGAGCAGGAGGCAGGAACCCUGGCGUCGUCGGGGAGGAGCGACGUGCUGCACCAGCUCAAAGAGCUUCACAUGGACCUCACCAACUACUACGAACUCAAACACCAGCCCCACAACCUCCGUCUGCUGCCCAGCAGCCUGCUCGGGGUUGAGGGCUCCGACGUGGAGGACCGUCUGGCUCUGCCACCGUCCUCCUCCUCGGUGGCGCCAGUGAGCAGAGCCAGGAGUCCGCUCAGACCUUCGUCCCGUCAGAGCGCGUCCAGGGGCGAGGCCGCUGCCGUCGUGCUGCCGCAUCAUUUUCUGGACGGAGCUCCACCGAAAACGGCUGUGAUCAGUGGCGCUGAUGGACGACUGAGCGACCAUCACCUGGAGGAGCUGUACAAGGAGCGGAACCUGCUGCUGGGGCAGAUCGACCGCGAGGAGAGGGAGCGCUGCUGGUACUUCAGCCAGCUGGAGGCGCUAUCUCAGAAACUGGCCCAGCUGCCUCAGAUCGACACGUUCUCUCUGCAGAUGGAUCUGAUCCGGCAGCAGCUAGAGUUUGAAGCUCAACAGGUUCAGUCUGUGAUGGAGGAACGAUUCGGUACCAGUGACGAGAUGGUUCAGAGGACUCAGAUGCGUGUUGCUCGAUUGGAGCAGCUGGAGAAGGAGCUGCAGGAGGCUCGGGGGAAUCAGGAGAGUCAGCUACAGCUGACUGGAGCUGAGAAGCCUCCUGCUGGAGAACCAGACAUCAACCCAGCAUCCUCUUCAACCUCUGCAGCAGCUGGAACAGAUGCUCCUGCAGACGGAGGCAGCAAGGUACCAAAGCUGAGCCGGGUGGAGAUGGUGUUCUGGCUGCUCUCCAUGCUCGCUAACAGAGACAAGGAGGAGCUGUCCCGCACUCUGUUGGCUCUGUCCAGCUCUCAGGACAGCUGCAUCGCCAUGCGGAAGUCUGGCUGCGUCCCUCUGCUGGUGCAGAUCCUGCAUGAAGCUACGGGUGGCGGGGGUGGUCUAGGGGAGACGGUCCCAGGCACCUGCAGCCGCGAGGCCAAGUCCAGAGCCAGUGCGGCGCUCCACAACAUCAUCUACUCUCAGCAGGACGAGGGCCAGGCCCGCAGGGAGAUGAGGGUCCUGCACAUGCUGGAGCAGAUCCGGACCUACUGUGACAGCGGCUGGGACUGGAUCGAGAGCCACGCUGGGACACCCUCACCUGGAGGAACCAAAACCCUUGACAUCCCUGAACCUGUGGACCCGCAGAUCUGCCAGGCCAUGUGCGCCAUCAUGAAGCUGUCCUUUGAGGAGGAGUACAGACGGGCCAUGAAUGAAUUAGGUGGAUUGCAGGUGGUGGCUGAUCUGAUCCACCUGGAGCAGGACAUGUACAGCAUGCAGAACGACCCCAUCAACACAGCCCUGCGACGCUACGCGGGGAUGGCGCUGACUAACCUCACCUUCGGAGACGUCGUCAACAAGGCCACUCUGUGCUCCAAGAAGAGCUCCCUGCAGGCUCUGGUGGCCCAGCUGGCCACAGACAACGAGGAGCUUCACCAGGUCGUUUCCAGCAUCUUGAGGAACUUGUCGUGGCGAGCCGACAUCAGCAGCAAAAGAGUCCUCAGAGACAUCGGCUGUGUGUCGGCGCUGAUGACCUGCGCCCUGCAGGCCACUAAGGAAUCAACCUUGAAGAGUCUUCUGAGUGCUCUGUGGAACCUAUCUGCUCACAGCAUUGACAACAAGGUGGCCAUCUGCGCAGUGGAUGGUGCUCUAGGCUUUCUGGUCAGUACGUUGACAUACCGCUGUCAGACCAACUCACUUGCCAUUAUUGAAAGUGGGGGAGGAAUCCUACGAAACGUGUCCAGCCUGGUUGCCACACGAGAAGACUACAGGCAAAUCCUCAGGGACCACAACUGCCUCCAGACUCUGCUGCAGCACCUGCGCUCACACAGCCUGACUAUAGUGAGCAACGCCUGUGGGACUCUGUGGAACCUUUCAGCCCGAAGUUCAAAAGACCAGGAGCUGCUGUGGGACCUGGGAGCUGUGAGCAUGCUACGAAACCUCAUUCACUCAAAGCACAAGAUGAUUGCCAUGGGCAGUGCUGCAGCAUUAAGGAACCUUCUUGCCAACAGGCCAUUAAAAUAUAAGGAUACUGCAGUGGUGUCCCCUGGCUCUUGCAUGCCCUCGCUCUAUAUGAGAAAACAAAAGGCUCUAGAAGCAGAGCUGGAUGCCAAGCACCUGGCAGAGACCUUUGAUACCCUGGAGAAACAAAGCCCCAAGCACAUAACCCUCAACAAGCCCCUACGGCACAUUGAGAGCCUGGUGAAGGAUUAUGCAUCAGACUCUGGGUGUUUUGAUGAUGAUGAGGGGCCCAACAUGUCUAGCAGCCUAGACACGGGAAGCUUCUCUAUGCUCUCCAUGUUUCUAACUAACUCAAACGUCCUGCAAAACCAGCCUCGUAAAAGAGACAGUGAACCUGAGCGGGAUAUAGAGACGCCUCCGGUGGUUGAGAAGAGACAUGUACAAACAGAAGAUGUGGUAUCUGCUGCUGCAGAAAAGCUGGCAAAGAAGAUCACCAACACUGUUGCCAAGAUUGACAGGUUAGUGGAGGACAUCACAAUGCAUACGUCCUCUGAAGACAGUUUGAGUCUUAGCUCAGAAGAUCACCUGGCAGACUGGCCUUAUGGACUGGAUGAACUCAAUGAAGCUCGAGCAAAAUCCUGUUCUCCCUGUCGUCUCUCUGACACGAGCAGUUUUGCCCACAGGGAAAGGCUCAGCAGAGCCCACACCCUCUUGCGCCUCAAAACUGCACACACAAGCGUCUCAACAGACAGCCUGAACAGUGGCAGCACCAGUGAUGGUUAUUGUGGCAGCAGAGAUCAGAUGCAACCUGCUCCCAGAGCUCUAAUGGUGCACCAACGACCCAACCAGCUGGAUCUGAAGGUGGCUCAUCAAGAGUACCUCAACAUUGUCAUGAAUCACAUUAACCAGCAAGAUAUUCCAGAGAGAGAUUCUGAGAACAACAGAGAUGUAAAAGCCAUAGAACUGAACAAUACAGAUACAGAAAAAAAACAGGAUCAAGCUGUACAUACUCCUGUCAGUGUGUCAACUAAAGUCUCCUCUGAUGUGAGCAUGACUUCAAUAAAACUCUCUCCUUCCUAUCAACAAGUGCCACUCAUUCAGAGUGUGGCCAAAUUUGGUGUAGCAAAGACAGCCAUUAAUGUCCAGGCUGCCCAAGCUAUGAGAAGACAAGCAUGGGUACCAACUGUGAUGACCGGAGGGAGUAUUACAAAGUUUUCUCCAAUGACAUCCACCAGAAGCCCCACCAUCGGCACACUGGAGACAGUCCAGAAAUACUCUGUGGAAAACACCCCCAUCUGCUUCUCUCGCUGCAGUUCAUUGUCCUCCCUUUCAUCUGGUGAUGGAGCACUGGACGGACAAAGUGAAAAUGAGUUAGAAAGUGACUCCUCGUUAGAAAUAAUUGAAGUGGAGGGUGGAGAAGAGGUAAAAAGAACAGAAGAGGAUGAAACAUUGGAGGAUGUGAGUGACAGCCAGCUGCUAGUCACAGAUUUGAAAACCCUCCCUAGCAAAGAGACUGAUCCCAUCGAGAUCCCAUGUCCUGCAAGAAAGGAAAAGAUGUUUCUUAGAGGGGUUUCACCAGCCAUAGUUGAAGAUCAAUCUCCAUCUAGUUCAUCUGAGAACUAUAUCCACGAGACACCUCUGGUCAUGAGUCGUUGUAGCUCAGUCAGUUCUCUGGGCAGUUUUGAUUCUCCGUCUAUUGCCAGUUCCAUUCAAAGUGAUCCAUGCAGUGAGAUAAUUGAUGGAACAAUAAGCCCAAGUGAUCUUCCGGACAGCCCGGGGCAAACCAUGCCUCCCAGUCGAAGUAAAACUCCCUGUUGCGUCGACUCAAAUGGGCCAGAAAUACAGACUACAGGGGUAGCUGGUCAGUGGGAAAACAGCCUGCGAAAAUUCAUGGAGAUCGCAGAUUCCAAGGAGAGGUUUAAUCUCCCUCCAGACCUAGACACUAUGAUCUACUUCACGGUGGAAAAACCCACUGAGAACUUCUCCUGUGCUUCAAGCUUAAGUGCUUUGCCUCUACAUGAGCACUACAUACAGAAAGAUGUGGAACUCAAAUUGACCCCCCUACUCCAGCAAAGUGACAAACAUCUCCCUUUCCCUGAUGAGGAUGAGCAAGGACCCGACCACGGGGAGAGAUACAGUGAGGGAAACUCUGACGAUGACAUUGAAAUUCUAAAAGAAUGCAUCAACUCAGCAAUGCCAUCCAAGUACAGAAAAGUCAGACCUUCACUGGUGACUAUUCCGCCUCAUAUUCUCAAUUCCCAGAUGCGAAAACCCAUACACCUUCCAGUGUACAUGAUGCUCCCCAAUGGUAAAACCCAAAUGUAUCCUGGAAGAAGAAUUGUUAUUCCACAGAAAGACUCAAAGUUUGAUGAUUCAUCCUUCACGGAUUCUGCAGAGGGAACACCUGUUAACUUUUCUAGUACCACAUCGCUAAGUGAUGAAACACUUCAGUAUCCAGCUAAAGCCAAAGGGGCCAAGGACUGCCCUGCUACAGGGAUGAGCAAACAGGAAAUGCUCAACGAUGAGGCAAAGAGGAUCGAAGACUUAAGAAUAUUCUCACACUUCCACAAACCAAACAACAGGGUGAGUCAUCCACCCGAGGUCCAAAUGACCAGAACCACCAAACACGUCAUUCCCACUCAGAGGGUGCUGAUGCAGAGCAAAGAGGUGGCGGAUAGAGUGGCGAGCCAAAGAAACCUUGACCAGUCUCAACAAAAGAAGAGGCAAAGUUACAGCCCAGUACCGAACCUGGAUCUGCCUGUCAUAACGCACAGCACAGGUCACCCCAAUGCAGGGCUUCAGAAAGUAUAUACAGUGUUUCAUUCUUCAGGAGACAUCAGCGACUUCUAUGAUGAUGAAAAUGAAAGAGAUGAAGCCUGUAAACCAACAAGCAGAAAACACAUCAGUGAUACAGGCAGAAACACGCUCUCCCAGAGCAUGACCAAUAUUGGCAGGAUUGAUAACAGCCAUUCAAAGUCCAGAGGUUUUCAUCGGAUUAAACAGAAUCUGAUAAAGGAUGAAUCUCCAGCAUGUUAUUCACUCAGCUCCUCUCUUAGUUCCCUGAGUGACGCUGACUUUGAGGACAAUAAAUCUACAGCCCAGCAAAUACUGUACAAAAACAGACACAAUAAAACUCUGCAUAUGGUACAACAACAAACAAGACCUGUGACCAUUAAUAGCCAGUAUGACGAACCAAGCUCCCCCAGCUCUGUGAGCAUGGACUCAGAGGAUGACCUCCUACAGAAAUGCAUAACCUCCGCCAUGCCAAAACAGAGACGGAGACUUGCUGCAAGGAAGAAGAAAGGUGAGAGCAGUCAGAAACAAAAGGCCUCUGAGGUGUGGAACAUGGAUGAGGACAUGGACAGUGAUGACAUGGCGUGGGAUAAAGAUUCAGAUCUCAAUAGUGUUGAAUGGAGAGCUAUACAGGAAGGUGCUAACUGUGUGGUCACUGAGCUGCAGGCGUCAAAGUCUUCCUCUGAAGACACAGAAUCAGUCUUGUCAUUCAUGUCUACAUCCAGCUUUACACCGAAAGAACGCAAGUUUGCUAAAGACAAGAAAGCAAAUAAACCUUUAGACUUUGCGCAGCGCAAGCCUGUUCCAAAUCUACCUGUUGUUUUCAGAGGAAGGACAGUGAUCUACACACCGCAAAAAGACACAGCACCAUCACAAAGGCCUCCUCCCAGGAAAAUACCAAACAAGACAGAGGCUCCAAAAAAUCCAAACCUUGCCCAGCACAGAUCAAAGAGCCUUCAUCGAUUAGGCCAUACCCAGGACACGCAACUGUCUUUGCCAAAGAGGAGCUCCACCCCACCUCCAAGGAUACCAAAAAGCUCAUCCUCUGGAUCAUCGCAAAGCUCGACACCAACCAAGCAUCAACAACACAAGACAAUAACCCCAACCCAGACAAAACAAUUCACUCGGAAAAAGAACAUCAUAACGACUAGCAGCCCCCCAGAAAGGAAAGGCCGAUCUCUUGCAAAUCAAAAUGAAAAAUCACCACCCCCUAAAACUCAAAAGUCACCUGUCCGGAUCCCAUUCAUGCAGAAUUCAGUGAAGCAACCCAGACCUCUGUCACCACUGGUAACUAACCAAACAACCAGCAGGCACACCAGUCAUGUCACUGGAAAAAAGUUGCUGCCCAGCAACCGUUUUGACCUGAUGAGAAUGACGUCUGUCCAUUCAAGUGGUGGCGAGUCUGAUCGUAACGGAUUUUUCAGACAGUUAACUUUCAUUAAGGAAUCAAAGAGACGCGACGGCUCAGCAGGCAACAUGCAGGGAUCCCAGAAUGGAUCUCCCCGUAGAGCAGUUCCUGGAGCCUCAGCUGUCUUCCUCUGCUCAUCACGCUGCCAGGAACUUAAAGCCGUUGUCCAACCCCCAAGAAGAGUCCAAGCACAGCACACCCAGAAGUCAGAGCAUGGCUUACAGAAGCAGGCUACAACCCCUACCAGAGCAACGUCUAGCGAAAGGGACCCCUCUUUGAAACGUCCAACAAGGAGAACUAGCUCAGAAAGCCCCUGCAGGGCGGCUCAGAGAAACCGGCCUGGCAGAGCGUCUGGAGCCUACAAACACCAAGACAGAGAUAACUUUAAACGUCACGCAUCAUCGCCGACUAUAAACAUACUCAGCCGAGUGACCAGCCGUUCUUCCCUCCGCUCAUCAUCCUCUGAUUCCAGUGGAAGAGCAAAGAGUGAGGAUGAAACCAAGAAAAAAGGGCAGAGAUCCACUCGGUUAAAUGACAGAGUCACCUGGAGGAGGAUCAGGGAUGAGGAUGUACAUCAAAUCUUAAAAACCACUCUGCCAGCCAAUGCAUUACCUCUGGUGCCUACUCCUGAUGGGGAACAGCCUAAGACACCAGGUCUCCCAGGAAAACUGCCAACCAUACUGCUAGCAUCUCGCAAAACAAGUGAUGCGACAGUGCAAACAGAAGAUUUUACAAAUAACAAGACCAACUUGAGCAUGUCUCCAGCUAUGGAAGCAGCUCCGGUGAUCUCAGAGGAAGUAGCAAGACUCACUCUCCUCAACAUGCAAGAUGGAGAGUCUGAAGGUUCUCUAAGGAGCCACAGCACCAUGUCCACAGGUGCAUCAGAUGGCCACAUGGCAGGGGUGGUACACUUCCGUCAAGGAUCGCCUAGCAAAGCUGUCCGAGUCACUCCAUUUAACUAUACCCCUAGCCCUAUGGUCUGCAUCCUGCAACACACACCAAGCCACACAGCCACAAAGAGCGAGAAGUCAGGAGAGAGAAGUGAGUCAUAGAGCAUCUAGUGGAUUCACUGAUGACCUCACUGGGUCCUGACACGCAGGCCGACAGACCUUUCCCCAUUUUCUUUUCCCACUUGCAGCAGAAUGGAUCAUAGCUUCCAUCUUCCACUCCUACAGAUGGACAUAUGCAUUGAGACAGGCCUGAAGGUCUGGCAUUGACAAACUUUUACAGAUGCACUCACGAAAUAAAAAUGCAUCUUUUUGUACCUUUUUCUAUUUGUAGAAAAUCAUUGCUUGGUAGAAAUUUAGUGAAAACAUAAAGCAUAGAUGAUUACAUGUAGUUCUCCAGUCAAAUCACUGUUGUUCUCCUGGACAUGAUCACAUUAUGCAACCCUCUGAAUGACAACUCAGCUGGACACUUACCUGACAAGGUACAGAGUGUGGCUGACUGUUGAUACGUCCUCUGGCAUGUAAAGUUUUUUACUUCCUCUACAUUAAAGCUUUGGCACUUUGCUUCAGCACGCAACUGAUCAUGGUAGACUGUGAGCAUAUGCUACACUCAGAGCCCCGGAGGGUUCAGGGCACAAUUUCCUUCCAAUAAAUGCUGUCCACCUCACAAAGAAUUUAAACUGUUCCCUUGGAGUAAGAAACACAGACAUCACAGAAACCUUUCAUUGUAAGAGAAGAAUAGUCUAAGGAGCCUUCAAUAUUCUGACUCCAGCAGUGGUGAGGCCUACAAGGCGCAUGCUCACUAAUGUGAAGGCAAAGUGUUGCCCUGAAAACUACUGGGCUCGGUUUCCUAUUGCUGCUGAUAAAUUAUAGUAAAUAUCGUCCUUCUCCAUCGGCUUCACACACUGAACUCGCUCUUAACCAGUAUUGUAAAUAAUGUGCAAACCUACUAAACCUUGAAUGCUUCCUGGUGGGCAAAACUGGACACACUGGAUGCUCUUCAGUGUCACUGUCAGUGUAGGUGAACCCACCAAUGUGAUGACAUUUGUGUCUGCUACUAGAUUCAGGUUCUUGCUGUCAUCUGUUGGGAAACAAAAUGCCACUUUCACAAAGCGAUGGUCAGGCAGGUGUGUAGAAACGUGCUGAUAUCUGCGUAACUGUGUUGCUGUAACAGUAGUUAUAAAUGAGAAGUCGACCACUAUCCUGUGUAGUUGUACCGUCAUUGCUCAGUGUACUCAAAGGUUAGAAAUGAACUCGCCUACAACCAGGCCACUACUUCUAAAGCAUGUCUUGAAUAAAACCCAGUUUUGGAAUUUUAUUCAUUCAGAAGCCACAUUUAAGUACUCAAGUGAACUGUACCAAUGAUAUUUAUAGGAGCCAUUAUGUACUGUACACGUCUGUUUUUGAGUUUGUGGAAUGAGGUCUGCUGCUUUGACCCACCACAGAUCUGCUGCUCUUUACAGAACCCAGACCUGUGAGUUGCACUCGAAACAAAGACCAGUCAAAGAAGACAAUUUAACCAAUUCUCGAUACAGCAGAGAACAGAAGUCGUGGGGCUGCAGUCAGUUUGUACCUGCAGCUGUUUAAGCUUCAGGCUGUGAUUAAACUGAGGAUCCCAAUGUGUCACUCUGAAAAGGAGAUGAAAAACACACAAUAAAACACAAACUAAAAAAAUACAAUUUAGCUUUAGCAUUUGUUGCAUAAAACAGUCAAAAAUAAAAUCUAAUUAUUUCAUUUCGAUUUUUAGCUUCACAGUUUUAAUAUCCUUACGGACCCCGGUAGAACCCCACAGGGCUCUAAUGCAUGGGGGGAAAUAGGCUCUGGGGUCCAUAGGGAGACAUUUGGCUCUGUUCAAUCAUUUCACAAACUCAAAAAUCUUUUUAUCUCCUGUCAACCUGCAGAUGAAUAAAUAAACUUCGUUGCUGAUACUCAA